Molecule: messenger RNA, 6504 nt
Organism: Entelurus aequoreus (snake pipefish)
Lineage: Eukaryota; Metazoa; Chordata; Actinopteri; Syngnathiformes; Syngnathidae
Gene: slc25a10b
Product: solute carrier family 25 member 10b
Exons: 10
Coding region: 408-1337 (309 amino acids)
Biological process (GO): oxaloacetate transport; succinate transmembrane transport; thiosulfate transport
Molecular function (GO): thiosulfate transmembrane transporter activity; oxaloacetate transmembrane transporter activity; succinate transmembrane transporter activity
Source: RefSeq, a predicted model, not a curated record
ACAUGACAAUGAAUUGUGUGGGAAAAGUGGAGUGAGAGUUAUGUGUGAGUGUGUACUGCGGGGUCCGUGUCUCGGUCACGGGGCUGGGGAGGCAGCUCCAGCGUCCACGCCGUCAAUUGGCUGCUUUUCCGCCCGACUCCGGUUUGCUUCCGGCGUCGCCUCACAACCUGCAGAACGUGCGCGCACACAGGCGCCUACUCCACGUUAAUAUGUGACGGGGUGGGCGUGCACGGUGCAUCUUGGAGCCAAAGUCCCUCUUAUCGGAAUGUUUGAAGAUUAACGAGGUCGUCGGCGGACGUGCACAUUACUAGCAGCGGGGGCUUGGCCUGUCUCCGGUGGGCCCGGGUAGAGAGCACCGAAGCUACACCGCGCAGCUGCAACCGCGAGACGGUAGAGGACGGGGAGCCAUGGCGGAGAAGCGAAUGUCGCGGUGGUAUUUCGGCGGGCUGGCGUCCUGCGGGGCUGCCUGCUGCACGCAUCCCUUGGAUCUCCUCAAGGUGCACCUACAAACACAGCAGGAGGUGAAGAAGAGGAUGUAUGGCAUGGCUGUUCACGUGGUGAAGAAUAAUGGCGUCCUUGCUCUUUACAAUGGCCUCUCUGCUUCCCUUUGUAGACAGAUGUCCUACUCUCUGACCAGAUUUGCCAUCUAUGAGACUGUAAGGGACAUGAUGGGCAACACAAGCCAGGGACCCAUGCCCUUCUACCAAAAGGUUUUGCUAGGAGCUUUUGGAGGUUCCACUGGUGGCUUUGUUGGCACGCCAGCAGACAUGGUGAAUGUCAGGAUGCAAAAUGACGUUAAACUUCCGGCAGAGCAAAGGAGAAACUACAAACAUGCCAUCGAUGGGCUCUUUAGAGUCUUCAGAGAAGAGGGUGUGAGGAGGCUAUUCUCAGGGGCCACCAUGGCUUCCAGCAGAGGAGCCCUGGUCACUGUGGGACAGUUGGCAUGUUAUGACCAGGCUAAGCAGCUUGUGCUGGGAACAGGGAUGCUUGGAGAUAACAUGUUCACACACUUUCUCUCCAGCUUCAUUGCUGUAAGUAUCACUUUGCCCUUGAAUGGGCAGCAGAGAGAGCAAUACAUCCAUUUCAUUUUCUUUCUGCAGGGAGGCUGUGCUACGUUCCUUUGUCAACCCCUCGAUGUCCUAAAGACCAGACUCAUGAACUCAAAGGGAGAGUACACUGGGGUACGACAUUGCUUACAAGAAACUGCUAAGUUGGGUCCCCUGGCAUUCUACAAGGGCCUCGUCCCAGCAGGGAUCCGCUUGAUCCCUCACACAGUGCUCACGUUCAUCUUCCUUGAGCAGCUGAAAAUAUACUUUGGAAUCCGCAUCGUGUCCUGAGAACAGAUCAUUCUUCAACGGCUCCGCUCUGAUCAUCUUGCGCGAGGAAGAAGGGAAGAAAAGGAAGCCACGUGCAGCCGAUGGCAUCUUGUUCUACCUCUGUCUCAUGGCGUGAGCCUGAAUAUUUUUUUUUCGAAACGAGCAGCGCCACAUUUUGCUAGGGAUUAAUACUGGAACAAACACUUUUAGAAUACUUAUACGUGAAGAGCAUCAGGUUAUUGGAAUGACCUUAUCGGGUAGAUGAACCUGUCCUUAAUCAUUUCAGGUGUGCUGAGUUGUUUUGUGAUUAUUUCAAGCUUACUAUGUUUUAUUGGAAAUGCCUGACUUCAUGAUGACUUAGUUGAACUAAUUCCAAAAGACUGUCAUUUAUGAUUAGAUGUGAAUUUAGGCGAAGAUUGCCAAUAUUAGGCAGACAAAGGUGAGGACAGUUACAUGGCAUAUAUACACUGUAGUAAACAGCUAAUAUCACUAAUCUGUUAUGUAAUUGCUUAUGAUUCAUUCCCACCAGUACUGACCAAAUGUGGUGCAAUCCUAUAUUUGACUUGGUUGUUUAUUUUCGAUCUGGAAACCAAGUCUGUUAGAACCUCCUAGCCCUUUUUCCUCAUGGUGUUUAAUUGUAAUCAUUUGGAGGAGGGGACCCGGUUGUCUCAUCAGCUGUCAUCAUAACAAUGCUACGCCUAACUGGGGCUCGACGCUCUAUUUUAAAUGUCUUUUAAUGAGUAUCGCUGAAGAAGCUGUGCGUGUAGUGUUUCUUGCCAAGCUGACUUAAUGACUCAGGAUUCCCCCAAUGCUUGAAGACGGCACUUUAGUCACACCUGACUAAAAAUGUGCCAGACUAUAACAUGUUUUUGGACUUAAAAUGACCCUCUCGCAUUUAUGUGCCAUCAAUGAACAACUGUGAUGAACAUCUGUCCCCCAUAGAGCCCUUGUCAUGUUGCCUUACCAUGUGUGUCCCCCAGAGGGCAGCAUAGAAGUGUGAUUGGAUUCAAGCUUAAAGCUCCUUUAAUGGUUAUCCGAACAGCCUUGCACCUUCAGCCUAGGAUAGACUUUGAAGAAGAAAACACCAGCUCGACUGCUGCAUGAUAAUGUGACCUGUAUCAGCCUGCUGCUAUGUGUGAGAUAUUUUACCAAGCAGGAAUUAAUGACUUUUUAAAUUAAAAUACUAAUUGAAAUAUGCGUGUGAUUCUGUGUGGUUUGACGGUGUGUUGGCCUUUAAACUUGUAUCUAAAGCAGGGGUCUCAAACUUGCUGUCAAUAUUUUUUGGGGCUUCUCUCUUGGUGCAUUCUCAGGGAAUUCAGUCUAUCACAACCGGACUGUUUGGUUUGUCUUAGAAGACGUUUUGCCUCUCGUUUAAGUCGGCUUCACCAGUUCAUGCUCAUAGACUUAGAUUGGUCUAGUCUAGUCUAGUAGCUGGUGCCAAAACCCCAACUAUUUUUAACACAAGGACCCAGUGGUGGGCCGUCAGGGCCAGCAAGGCCUUCUCUGCUGGCCUAACAUAACCACAAAUCAUGAUCAUAUUUAAAGAUACUAUUAUUUUUUAAAUGUACUUCCCUAAAUAUUUAAAAAUAUUCAUAUUCUCUUCAUGUCAUAUUAUGCUCCUUCCAAUGCUGUUUUUAGGUUAGUUUGUAUCCAAUCAGAAUUCAGCUAGCUUAUGUUGCCAUGCUAUACAAAAUCUGCCCAGAGCCUUCAGAAUCGACAAUGCAGUGCAGUAUGCACUGUAAGUAAAUGGACACAUAGAGUUGAUAGACAGUUGCGAUAGCCAAUCAGAUCACGAGUUGUUGUCAGUAAGGCCUUCUAGCUGGCCUUACGCUGGGAUUGGAUACUCACUUGGGAGUCCCAAGUGAGUAUCCAAUCACAAGUUGCGAAAACAGGAAGUGGCACCGGAACCAUACGAGCCACAGAAAGCCACAGAAAACUCACCGGUACAAUAACCACGAAGAUAAAGUGUUUGUCUUACACCUAGUAAUUCACUGUGGAUAGACGAAGCCAAGCAAUGCCGGUUUAGCGAGCGGUGCGCGCUCCCGCGAAGGAAAUACAUUUUUGGCAGGCAAUCAACAGCGGUGGUGAAAUGGAAAAUGCCCACCACUGUCACACGAAUCAACCGACUACAGCGGUACCACUGGCUUAUACGCCGUCGGAUGGAUACAAUUGUGAGUUCAAAUAUAUUAUUUCCUUAUUUUUUCAUGUUUCAUUUGUUUUAUACAAUUAUUUUAAUUUUGACAGUACCACGUAACGUAUGUUUUAAUUGCUGAAGCGGGUUUAUUAAAUGUUAAAUGCGCCGAAAAAUAGACCCUUUUGUACACUGUUGAGGGGAUUCAAUGCCCAGUAGCGUGCAAGUGUGUUUCUAAAUAGUAUCUCUAGCCGUGUCCAUGUGAAGUGAAUUAUUUUUAUAUAGCGCUUUUCUCUAGUGCAGGGGUGUCCAAAGUGCGGCCCGGGGGCCAUUUGCGGCCCGCAGCUAAUUGUUUACCGGCCCGCCACACGUUCUGGAAAUGCUAUUGCAAAAAUUUAAAAAAAAAAAGUGGAAUGAGGUGAAAUCUAACUAGAAAAAGUUGCAACGUUGACACAAAGCUGCCAUGCAGGCUGUUUUUAUUUAUUUUGUCUAUCUAUAUUUUUCUUUUUUUGUCAUUGCUCAAAAAAUAUAAAUACAUCUAUGUUAUAAUGAAUUAUUGACCUAUUCAAGGCUCCAAUUAUUUCAAAUAUUUCACUUUAAAAUGUUUUAUGUGGAAAAUAUUGCAUAUAUUGUGUGGUUGCCAGACAAAAACAUCAACUUUUUCUUUGACAAAAUAGCAUAAAACAAACAAAAUAAUAGUUCAAACGUAAAAUCGACAGAUAUAUCUGAAGUUGAUCUCGUAACUUAAGUGUUGAAAGUAAAAAAAAAAUGUAUCACUUUAUGAGUGGGGCACCUUUUGGAUCCCAAAUAUAUUUAAUGGGAUUUUAUUUAUCUUUUCACUGUGAUUACUCAAAAAUAAUAAUGAAUUAAAAUCAAUGGUGUCCUGCAUUAUUGAUCUCUUUAAGGCUCUAAUUACUUCACAUCAAACAUUGCUUUCUGAAUGUUUUGGGCAGUGGGGGAAAUUAUAAAAAACAAAAGUUGUCUUUGACAGAAAAGGCAUAAAACCUUUUUUGUUUUUUUAACUAUAGAGAUUUACUGUAAGCGUUAAAUUAAAAAAAAUAAAAUAAUAAUUUGACUUGUUUUUAACAUUUUAAUGACUUAGACCCUUUAUGGUCCCCGGGAGCCCUAAAGGUAAAAACACUAGCAAAAUCCAUAUAUUUUGUUAUGGUUUGAAAUAGAAAAAUAUCAAAAUGGCCCCCGCAUGCUUUAAUUUUUCCGUGUGCGGCCCUCAGUGGAAAAAGUUUGGACACCCCUGCUCUAGUGACUGAAAGAGCUUUUACAUAGUGAAACCCAAUAUCUAAGUUACAUUUAAACCAGUGUGGGUGGCACUGGGAGCAGGUGGGUAAAGUGUCUUGCCCAAGGACACAACGGCAGUGACUAGGAUGGCGGAAGCAGGGAUCGAACCCGGAACCCUCAAGUUGCUGGCACGGCCACUCUACCAACCGAGCUAUACCGCCUCUCAAAAUACUUUUUAAUUUAUGUCACCACGGUGAAGUCGGACUAAGUAGGACAUCACUGAAGGCCUAGGUAAGAAAUGCACGGCUCGCCACUGCGUCUACCUUAGGUCUAUCUGAGAAACUCAAUCAUUUUUCACCAACACAACAUCCCAGUACACUUCAAGCCAGGCAACACCCUGAGAAAGACCUAAAGACCGGCCACAAAAAACAAUCUGGUGUAUGCCAUCCAGUUUAAUGAUGAAUGCACUGAUUCAUAUAUCGGGGAUACAAAACCACCACUAAGCCGGUGUAUGGCACAGCAUAGACGGGCAAACUCUUCAGGUCAACACUUGGCUAUCUACCUGCACCUCAGAGAGGAACAGCACUCCUUUGAGAACAAAAAUGUAGAGAUUCUGGACGGGGAGGACGGAUCGUUCGGAACCUAUGUCAAGGUUGAAUAACCAUUCCUGUACAAAGGAAGUGGUCUGCGACACAACCUGUCUCCCACAUACAACACUGUCCUUUCAACCAUUCCUAAAAGACUCUGCAAUUUGGCCUCCAACAAUUAACAGGAGUUAGAAACAUUCCGGACAAAGAUGCUCUUUUUGUGGCAACUUUUACAACUGAAUGCAAUGCUGACGUGGGUGAUUCCGAAUUAUUUUGGUCUGGUAGUUGUUGUUCUGCCACACAACACCUCAAAUUAAACUCUACCGACUGUCGAUGGCAUUGACACAAGGGUUGCUAUUUUUGCAUCUCAACAGUUUUUUUUGUUUGUUUUUUAUUUUACCACAUUAGGGCAGAAUAAUCCUUGCCCAGGCACACCCUCCUUGUGUUGGAGUAUAAAUAUUUGGGGUUUUGGCACCAGCCGCUUGAUGAGAUCUGACCAAUCUAAGUCUAUGAGCAUGAACUGAUGAAGCCUACACAGAUGAGAGGUGAAACGUCUUCUAAGACAAACCAGAACAGUCCAGUUGCGAUCGAGUGAAUGCCCUGAGAAUACAAUGACCUGGAUGAAUGACAACAUCCAUAGACUCUUAGUCAUUGUGGCCCUUGGCGACAAAUACCUAAAUAUAUUAUGGCAACCUUUAAUUCCACUAUACACGAACCACAAUAACGGUGCAACCAACGUAAAUUUGUUGACUAUUAAUUUUCGUCUUUUGUCAACAACCUGUUUUUUCACAAAAAUAAGACUAUAAUCAAAACAAAUGCAUGUUGAAUAAAUCUAUGAUGAAAUUAACUGACAUUUUAGACAACGAUCACAAAUGUUGACGGUAACUUAAUCCAAUCAUAUUUAAUUUGUUUGGUUUGGUAUACAGUAACAAAUCGGGAGUGAGUUACAAAGGCGAGCUAAGAAAUAUACAGCAAAAUAACAAUAUUCUACUAAUACUGCAUACUAAUUUCAAAAUGCCUGAUAUGUAUUUACUAUAUUGACAUGUGGAGCCACUGCAUCAAUCUUCUCCGUAAUUUCAUGCUACUUUUGUGUUAAACAAAUGCUUUGCAAGUUUAGCCGAAAUAAAGAUACUUUUAGGGAAAAUGUAAAUAUUUGAACUCUUAGCAAUUAUAUUUUACUUCACUAAAUUCACUGUUAAAUUUGGUCGACUAAAACUACACUAUAACAAAAUAU